Aspergillus pseudonomiae is the source of this 1346-nucleotide messenger RNA. RefSeq names its product intradiol ring-cleavage dioxygenase. The transcript is spliced from 2 exons. Gene Ontology annotation, molecular function: oxidoreductase activity, acting on single donors with incorporation of molecular oxygen, incorporation of two atoms of oxygen; ferric iron binding. NCBI's taxonomy places the organism in Eukaryota, Fungi, Ascomycota, Eurotiomycetes, Eurotiales, Aspergillaceae. The record is from RefSeq and is a predicted model, not a curated record. Bases 226 to 1197 code for a protein of 323 amino acids.
GAAGAAUGAAGUUCUUGGCAAGAAACCGGAGGCCGUCGGUGCAAGACAUUCUGAUUCACGGCUUCUUGGAGAUGGAGAAUUCUGCAGAGGAUGGCAGAUGCAAUGUUCGGGUCGGAGCGGAGUGCACUGAGUACUCCUCGAGAAGUAUAAAGGUCCCACGGUCUUUCACACUCAUUAAGCUACUCACGCCCUUGGUUAUUCAUUGAUUGUCGUUGGAAAUCAAACAUGUUCCUUUCAAAGCUCAUUUUUGCUGCUCUGGCAGCGACCACUGCAAUUGCUCAUCCUGGCCCUGACCAUGCCGUGCCUCGUGCAGAAAUUCAGCGGCGUAAUGGGCUAGCCAAGCAAUGUGCCAACCACGCAGCGGAUUUCAAUCGGCGCCGCAUGGCGAAGAGAGCAAUGCAGAAACGCUGGGAAGGUUCGGGUCACAACUCGACUUUCGAGAUUACCACAGACGCCCCUUACUACGACACCAUCCAGAACGACACUUGUGUCCUCAGUCCCGAGGUAACCCGUGGUCCCUACGUCUGGCCGCGCUCUCAGAUUCUACGCCAGGAUAUGACGGAGGGCCAAGCAGGUGUGCCUUUGUGGCUUGAUGUGGGAGUCCUCGACAUGGCGACCUGCGAGCCCUUACCGAAUGUCCUCGUCGACUUCUGGCACUGUAAUGCGACCGGCUCUUACUCCUCGUUUACUCACCUUUCACCCAAUACCCCGUUUAGCAAGCUUCUGGAUGAACUGAAUAUCACUGAUUUCGAGAUUGGUGUUACCGAUCUGCAUACGGACGAUACUACCUUCCUGCGGGGAAUGUGGCCCACUGACGAGAAUGGAGUCAUGGAGAUCAAGACUAUAUUCCCAGGGUUCUACGUCCAGCGUGCUAUUCAUAUACAUGUUCAAGCACACACUGACUGGAUUGUCCGAGGAAACGGCACAAUUGUUUCCGGCAAUACCGUAAGCACUGGACAGCUCUAUUUCGAUGAAGCGCUUUCGCAGCAGGUUAUGAGCUUGGAGCCUUACGCCUCACACACUCAAGUCAAUCGUACCACCAACGCACAGGAUGCUAUAUUCCCCAAGGGCACUGACGGAGGAUUCAAUCCCGUUGUAUCCGUUGUCCCAACGGAUGGUGAGGAUGUCAGCAAGGGGAUGAUUGGAUACAUUACUAUGGGCGUAGACACAGCUGCGAUUAAGACUUUUAAGAAGUAAUGGUCUACUUCGGAUUGAGUCUUCGGGGUUGUCAAUAUGCAAGGGUUAGCUGGGCUUGUAUGGAACUUAGUGGAAGAGGGAUCCAUUUGAACACCAGCUGCAAAAUCAAAAGAGAGAGAAAAAAGGAUACUCAAAUGAUUCAUACGUAC